UAUCUUCUACAGGUCAGCGGUUGAUGGUCUGAAUGUUACCGCAAUAGAGAGAAUUCGGACCGACUCUGAAGGUAUCCAAUAGAGGAGAGAUGCCUAACCUGGAGAGCAGCUGGCCUGACUGGAAGUACCCGGAGUGGAGGGAGAAGGGAGGACAGUUGACGGCAGAUGGAUGGCUCGAGGGCCGGAGGGAAGUGGAUGGAGCCGAGGGGCUGUGGAGAGUUCAUGAUGGUCUGUACGAGUUUGUCUUCUUGGGUCCACUCCCACCCCGGUGGCUCCCAGUGGCUUGAAAUCACUAAGGGGACUGAUAUAACUGAAGCAUUUGAAGCUCACCAUAUUGGACCUCUGGCCUCAAAAAUGCUGGAGAACUUUUAUGUCAGACCUGCAAAAACUCCAAGGAAUUCAGCUUUUACUUUCCAUCCUGAUGGUUUUUAUCGGACCCUGAAGUUCAGAGUUUAUGAGAAACUUAAAGGAGUUAGACCCGGACCUAGUGAACA
Homalodisca vitripennis (glassy-winged sharpshooter) is the source of this 494-nucleotide messenger RNA. RefSeq names its product cytochrome b5-related protein-like. The record is from RefSeq and is a predicted model, not a curated record. Gene Ontology annotation, cellular component: mitochondrion. The annotation marks the transcript as partial. The transcript is spliced from 2 exons. Lineage: Eukaryota; Metazoa; Arthropoda; Insecta; Hemiptera; Cicadellidae.